AUGGUUGCUGAACUUGGACAAUAUGUUCAUGCAAUUGGGACGGAUUCCAACAAUUCGAUGGAACCCAGAAGUAUUGAAGCGAUUUACAUUGAGCCUACAAAGGGACAACGUACUGGGCACCGAGUGCUCAACCUCAAUACUAAGAAGAUGAUUUCCCGACCCAAGGUUGUAGUACUACCCGUUACCGAUCAAGUAAUCCAGCGUGUUGAAGCUUGGGCUGCUGCCAAAGGUGUUACUUCCAUGAAGUUCUUUGAUAAGAAGAGAGAUUUGGAGACAUUUCAAGAUGGCAAUCAAAUCGCAGGAGUGGAUGACACGGAACAAGGUUACUUAGAAGAAGCCUUUGAUCAGGACUAUGAAUCUGAAGAUGAAGAUGAACGUGAUUUCAAUCUACAUGGACAAUUCGAUGAUAUCAAUGACUCCAAAAGAGAAGAGCUCUUGGCAGAUGCAGACAAUGAUGUUGAUGAUAUGCCAGAACUCACUGUCAGAUUCCAAGGAGAUGAUGACUAUGAAUCAGACGACGAUUUGGGUGAUGAAGGCCAUGAAGAGGAAGAGCCUAUUGUGGCCGAUUUGGAUCACCAUCAAGAAAAUGUCGAUAGAGGAACGGAUGAUAUUGGGAGCCUCGUUACUGAUCUGGAGGAUCUACAAGAACCGCCAGAAGAAGAGAUUGUAUUUGAGCCUGAAGAGCCUCAAGUAGCAAAAGUCACUCAAACUGGGCAAACGUAUGCGCAAGCUGCAACGUCUGGGCUGAACCUUUCCCAAGUUCCAAAGAGACCAAGAGAAUGGCCUUUGAGCAGGAGUGGCAGUUCUGCCAAUAAGAACAAGAAUCGAGUUGUGACAAGACGCAAGCAUCGAGAAAGAGAAUUGAAACCUUUGAAGGAAAUUGGGAAUGAGAUGAAAGCUGAUUAUGUAGAGCACGAUGCUAUUCCGAUCGCUCGUUGCAUGAUGCAAAUCAAGGCCAAGUUUGAUACUGAUGAAGGUCUAAACUUCAUUCAACAGUAUUACAUCAAUCAAGGACUGAAGAAGUUUGGUGAUGAUGGAAAGGAUGCUGUGGAUAAGGAAUUGAGACAAAUGCUCCUGAGAGAUUGUUUCACUCCCAAAUUUGUCAAAGACAUGACCGCGUCUGAGCGAAAGAAGGCACAAUCAGCGAUGAUGUUACUUGUGGAGAAGCAAUUGGAAAAGACAAUUAAAGGCUGCCUAGUAUUCCGAGGCGAUGGAACUCGUGAAUGGUUAUCGCAAGAGGACACUGCAAGUCCAACUGCUUUGCAGGAAGCAAUCACCACUACUUGUGUUAUUGAUGCACACGAAGGAGAAGAUCGUGUCUACAUGAAAAUCACUGGCAUGAUGGUCCAGAUAUUGAUUGACAUGGCCCCAGAGUAUCGCGAAUACGUUGUAUUAGAGAAUGGAAAGCGAGUAAUCUAUGUGCGGGAACUAGGUGCUAUAUAUGGGAUGUUGCAAUCGAGCCUCCUAUUCUAUAAUCAAUUUCGGAGUGAUUUGGAGGCAAAGGGAUUUGUUUUCAAUCCAUAUGACCUGUGUGUUGCUAACAAAGUUGUUGAUGAAAAACAGCAAACUAUCAGAUUUCAUGUUGACAAUUUUAUGUCAAGUCACAUGGAUCCGAAAGUAAAUGACAAAUUUGCUGAAUGGUUGAACAUGAGAUAUGGUUCAAUCCAGGCAUGUGAAAUCAUCAGAGGAAAGAUACACAGAUAUUUUGGAAUGACUUUGGAUUUCUUGGUGAAAGGAAAAGUCAAGAUCCGCAUGGACGACUAUGUCAAGAACAUGUCGGAAGAUUUUCCUUUCAAGUUCAACAAGGAUUCAAAGCAGGAAACACCAGCUGGUAACAAUUUACUGGAAGCUGGUAAAGGGAAGUUACUCAGUGCUGAGUACCGUCAGAUCUUUCAUACUACUGUUGCAAGGGGACUUUAUGUCUCUAAGAGAGCUCGUUUGGAUAUCCAUCCAACAAUUACUAUUCUUGCCUCAAGAGUUUGA
Messenger RNA from Cylindrotheca closterium, 1983 nucleotides. Lineage: Eukaryota; Bacillariophyta; Bacillariophyceae; Bacillariales; Bacillariaceae. The record is from the annotation of a GenBank genome assembly.